UGAUGCCUGAAAUGAUGCCGAUGCCGAUGCCGAUGCCACGUGACGGAGACGAGGACUCGCCGGUCAUGGACAACGAGCCACCACACAUGUCCGAUGCAUCCAUGCCAGAUGGCGAGAGUGAGGAAUCAGGGAUGAUGGGUGUAUUGGCGCCACAUGAUGUGGCAUCAGAAAUGCCGAUUCAAGCUCGCGACGAACCCGAAAUGAUGGGUGAUAUGACGUCUCAUAUGAUGACGCCAGGUAUGCCGAUGCAAAGCAGUGGUCCCGAGCCAGACCUGAGGGAUGCCAUGCCGCCCCACAUGAUGAUGUCCGGCAUGCCAAUGCAAGAUGCGGAAGAAUCAAAAGUGACGAGUGAUAUUUCGCCACAGAUGAUGUCUGGCAUGCCAGUGUUCCAUGAUGAAGAAGAGCAAGAGGAGCUCAGCCUUCCGCCACACAUGAUGAUGCCCGGUAUGCCGAUGCAGGAGAUGCCUGACAUGCCUAUGCAAGAUGCUGAGGAGUCAAAAAUGAUGAGUGGUACGCCCCCACACACGGCUCCUGGCAUGCCAAUGCCACAAGGCGAAGACCAGGGAUCAGAGAUGAUGGGCGUCAUGCCACUGCACAUGAUGACGUCUGCUACGCCCAUGCAGGAUAUGCCCGGUAUGCCAAUGCAGGACGGCGAGAGAAAAUCCGAGAUGUUAAAUGCGAUGGCACCGCAUAUGACGCUGGCUGGCAUGCCAACACGAGAAGACGAAAACGCGCCGGAGAUGAUGGGCACCAUGCCGCCACACAUGAUGGCGGGUAUGCCGAUGCCGGAUGCCGGUAUGCCGUUGGGUGGCGUGGCGCAGGCUCCUCCCCCCUCGUCAGAUGCCACGCCCAUGGCGGCCUCGGAGGGCGUUCCGGAGGGGUUCGGACCCCCGAAGACGGCUUCCGUGAUCGAGAGCGACGAAGCUUUCGAGGACACCGUCGACGGAGAGCAGGACGGCCGACGCGGCGACUCGACGGAGCCCCACGGCGCACAGCCGGAGGCGCGGUUCGUGGAUGACGGCGGUGAAACAGGUCGGCGCGAACUGGAUGACGUCAGACCGGAGGGUGGUGCAACAGCGGACGACGAAGACGCCUCGGCACGACUGACCGCUCCCGAUGAUGACUUCCACGACGACGACGCUGUCGAGAACGCUUUGGAAGACGAAGCGGCUGGCCAGACUGCGCCGGGUAGCGACGCUUUCAGCGCCCGGCCUCGUCCCGUUCCUGCCGCCGAUGAGUCGGCGAGCGAUGCUGGCGACGGUAUGUUUGACGUCCGUCCCAGCGUGCCGAUCCGAGCUGAGGGAGAGACCGCUGAAGGAGAGCAGGGCCUUGGCCACGUGGACGAUCGGGCAGAGAUGAUGUCAGAGGAGAUGAUGGCGGCUGGAAGCACUGAGUCCUCCAGCCCGGAGCACGUGGUGCCCGAGAUGAUGCUCGGCGAGGAGUUUGGUCAACGGUUCCGUGGGGACGAUGACGCCCUCUUCCGCCAAGACCAGCCUCAACCAUCGCCCGAAAUAUUCCCGGUCGAUGAGGAACACUCGUUCGCCUUGUCCGGGGAGGCCGACGUGGUCGACCGCUUCGUGGACAGCGGCGUCGCCGCAGAUGAAGCGCACCGCGACGAUGAUGUUGAUGGCGGUGAUGAUGACGGUGCCUCGGACGGCCAGAGUCUGGCUGAUCCGAUGACCCGGCAGGGCACCGCCGAUGACGAGGACGGCGAGGACGUCGCCCACUCGGCCAUGCCUGACGAGCAGUCCUCGUGAGGAACAUCCUGACAGCCUCAGCACAGCUUCUGGCGACGGGCCGUAGUCUGUGCAGACCCGGAGGAUCGGCACUGACAAUCGUGACGUCACAAGAGACAGCACAGCUGAAUGACAGCACAGCUGACUGACAGCACAGCUGAUUCAGUAUCGUCGGUGACCGUGAGAGAUCGAGAGAGACUGAGAGAU
Messenger RNA from Pollicipes pollicipes, 1943 nucleotides. RefSeq lists its product as uncharacterized. The record is from RefSeq and is a predicted model, not a curated record. The coding region runs from base 3 to 1757 and encodes 584 amino acids. NCBI's taxonomy places the organism in Eukaryota, Metazoa, Arthropoda, Thecostraca, Pollicipedomorpha, Pollicipedidae. The transcript has 2 exons.